This is a messenger RNA of Cladophialophora immunda, 2317 nucleotides long. RefSeq lists its product as uncharacterized. The record is from RefSeq and is a predicted model, not a curated record. The transcript has 2 exons. NCBI's taxonomy places the organism in Eukaryota, Fungi, Ascomycota, Eurotiomycetes, Chaetothyriales, Herpotrichiellaceae. The coding region runs from base 503 to 1717 and encodes 404 amino acids.
GUUUUCCUCGCUUCCCUCUGCGGCCUCUUUCUGUCUCGGGCUCGCCACUGCUGCGCCUUCCGGCAAGCUCAUCUUCUCUCGCUCGACAUUGAAAUGUCGUCUCUCCUUGUCUGUGUUUCUCGAAGUCAUUGCAUAAUUAUAUCGUCCCCUACCUCACUGUAUAGCUCCCCCGUCUGAUCGGAUAUCGUUCGCAGUCGAUCCUCAUAGUCAUCAUCAUCUCCCUGCAUGUAUCAUUGGACGGACUAGGGACCACACUCACAGCCCUCGCGUCCUGACACAUCAAUUCGACUCUGUCUGCCCCCCUACCUGGCUUUUUGCGGCUGACGGGCAAGUUCGAGUUUCUCACUUUACAACAGGGAGGUCGUGAUAUUUUGGAAUUCAAUCACCUACAACCAUUUUGAGGACCUCUUGGAAGACCGGCAGAGUGGGUGUUGCUACGCGUGGGAGGUGGUGAGGCAGGGAUUGCUUGCCAUCAAGACUCCCUCCACAGCCUCAGGCCACAAUGUCAACUGAUACGAGUGCGACCGACUCGGUCAUCACGACUGUUAUCGGCACUACCUCGACCAGCUUUACUACGUCCUUCUCUACCACCGUCACGGUCACAGAUUCAUCGACGUCCGAUACCACAUCCGACACCUCCCAGAGUACAAUCACCUCCUCUAUCUCGAUUCCUCCCUCAACUACCGUGGUACCUGCCUCUACCACGCCUGUUGAUACCAGUCCCAGUGUCAUUAUCGCCACAGAAACUGUCACUCAAACUCCUUCAUCGUCCCCAGGAGGCAAUCAGAGCCCUACGGUUGUUGUCGUCACCUCUACAUUCUCCCCAGACACCCCGACCUCAAACACUGCAACUACCUCAUUAACGGUCACUCCCUCCACCAGCUCAUCUCCCACUCCGUCAGCAUUGAGUGCUUCAGGGUCCGGCUCCAGCUCCAGCGGUCUCAGCUCUGGUGCCAAGAUCGCCAUAGCGGUCAUCAUACCUAUUGCGGUGAUUGCAGCAUUAUUUUUGAUUGGGUUCUUCUGCUGGAGGAAGCGGAAGGCCAGGAAGAAUGCGGAAGAACUGCGCAAGAGCGAGAUGGCAGAAUAUGGCUUCAAUCCUAACAGCGAUCCGACGCUGGGAGUCGCCGCAGCCGCCUACACUGACAAUCAAUCUGAAGGACAAGAUGACACCAGUGGAUAUCGCGGAUGGGGAGCAACAUCGUCGAAUAGGAAAGCUUCGACCACGCUAGGUUCCAACGGACGAGCUGCUGGAGGUCUUGCUCUGUCGGAGAGCAGCAGUCAACCCGGGGGUUACGCUACGCAGGCUUCACCUAAUGCCACUUCUGACCAAUACUCUGCAGAUCCCUUGAUGAACGGUCACCCGGAGAGCGGCGAUGGCGUCGCGGCCCUGGGGACUACCGGAGGACUCAGCAGGCAUCGCAGUGGGACAGGAGACAUUCGCCGUGGACCCUCUAAUGCUUCGUCCGCAUAUUCUUCGGGCCACCACUCCGAGGCCUCUUCAGAGGCGCCUCAAAUGCCUGGCCCAUACUAUCAGGAAGAAGUCCCUUACAACAUAUACAACGAAGCAAACGCCGGCCACGGACCCUACGGCGACGGUUCGUACGGGGGAGCCGGGACGCAACCAGUCAUCCGGGACAAUCAAGCACGAAGGAACACCCGCAUCGAGCGAGCACCAACCUUCCCGCAAGCUCAGGGCGGAAUUUCGCAGAACUUUUAAGCCGAUCUAAGAAGUGAUUUUGUUUGUUGGAUUCUUUUUGAUGUGGAUUUGUGGGAGGCAUCGUCAGUUUGGGAAAAGCAUUUGGGCAGUUUUCUUCGGGUCGAUCUCACCCGCCAUUUCUUUUUACUUAUACCCUGCACUGUUACCUUCGCUGACAUUUGACGAAUCUCUUAUGGAUCAUGGGAAUUUCGCAUUUCACCUGGAGUACUGGCUGGCCAUCCAACGAGAUCUUCCGGGAGUCUCAAAGGCAGCAUACACACAUUUUAUUCGCUCAGGAUUGAGCAUGUAAUUACGGAGACGGGAGGGGCGAGCUGCGAAAUAUCAGGAGCAGCAAUGGUGGCCGACAGGGUGUUGUCGACGGUCGAUGUAUCUAAGUUCCAGCAGAAGUUACCUUGACAAAGGUCGAGAUUGUGCAGCCGAUAUCAAUAUGGUCCUGCGAGAUCGGGAAUCCACCUCUUGAAGACUACUCUGCACUUUGACAUCUUUCUGUUCGAUCCUAAUCACGACUCGUUAGAAGAAGCCAACCAAUCCUUGAAAUUAACGCAAGGCUGACAGAUUGACACUAAUCGUAUCGAUAAGCAGAGCCUUGUUCUGUGCGAC